AUGGAAGCCAGCGACCGGGGCACGGUGGAUGUUGAGCGUUUUGACUUGGAACCCAACCGCUCCAUCCUUCAUGGUUAUGUGGAUCACCUUGAUAUAUCAAAACUCAAAGGAUUACGCACCAACGAGGAGAAAGUACCUUAUAUCUUACCGAUUGCCGGGGUGGAAACUUUGUCUAAACGGAUGAAGGCGUCCAUGUUUGAGGUUGGGCAAACAAUCACUACCUGGCCCCAGUUGGCCAGUGCCGUGACAUUGGGUGGUGGCAUCGUGACGGAUGUAUGCCGCCGGAUUUUCCUGGAUGAGUACCACGAGUCUGGAAGGUAUUUUAUAGACAUGGAUGACCUGAUCGGUGAUAAAAAGAAAAAGGUUGUACCCCCUGAAUUUAAUCCACAGCCAUUGACUCCUGAAUUGGUUUUGGAGUUGAUCGCGCAAUAUUCAGCCAACUUACAGCCCGGCCUUGAGCUGAAAGAAGAAGAAGUCAGUAAAUUGGUGGGAAGCGCUAUUCUGGCACCUUCAGGUGGUAAUGCCCAACCCUGGAAAUGGCAUUGGAAAGCCGGAGCGCUGUACUUGUUCCGCGAUUCAGCCUUUGAAACGCGGUUGGUUGACUAUAACAGCACCGCGUCGUACAUAAGCCUGGGCGCUGCUUCUGAAAACUUGGUGCUCAAAGCACAUGAAUCGGGCUAUGAAGUGGUGAUCAGCAAAUUUCCAUUGGGCGAGCAGGGGCUUUUAAUUGCUGUAUUUACUUUUCAUGAAAAAGAGGUUGUCACAGAAGGUGUAGAAGCGCAUAUUGUUGAUGACCUGGUCCAUGUAAUUCCAUUGCGCGGUGCUAACCGGAUGUUGCGUAAUUCUGGUGCGGUACCCGAUAGUGCAUUAGUUGCUUUACAGGCUACAGCACAGACCAUACCCGGCGCUAAGCUUAGCCUGAUCACCGAACCGGCACCUCUCAAAGCAAUAGCUGACAUCAUCGGUAAGGCCGAUAAGAUGCGGAUUAUGCACGAGGGCGGUCACCAGGAUUUCAUGGAAGAAAUGGUGUGGACGGAAGAAGAGGCAAGGCAAAGGGGCCGGGGGAUUGAAAUCGACUCUCUGGACCUGACUGCAUCCGAGCGGGCGGGCAUUAAAAUGGCCACCGAUUGGGAGGCAAUAGCAUACCUCAAUAAGUGGAAUAAAGGCACCACAUUGGAGCGGGCUUCCCGCAAAUCAGCGAAUGCUGCUUCUGCCAUCGGGCUUAUUACGGUGGAUGGUUAUAAUAUGCCGCACUUCUACAAUGGUGGACGGGCGGUGGAAAGGAAUGCCGGUUUUGAGAUAGCAACAAGUCUCGGGGAUAAUGGUACCUUCUAUUAUCCCAAGGAAGAUUUGGUGGCAACAGCCCAGCUGCGGAGGGAAUAUACCAUUUAUACCGCCGUUACUACCAGUGCUGCAGAAGAGAUCCUCGAUGCGCAUCCUGAGAUAGAAGUCAUUAUCAGCGACCAACGGAUGCCAGGCAAAACCGGGGUGGAGUUUUUUGAAGAAGUAUGUAUAAAAUAUCCCUUGCCGGUAAGAAUGUUGCUGACAGCUUAUGCGGAUAUUGACUCUGUAAUCAAUGCUAUUAACAGGGGCAGGGUGUUCCGUUAUAUAUCCAAGCCCUGGAAUGAGUUUGAGCUGAAAGCCGCGAUCAAAGAAGCUUAUCAGUAUUAUGUAUCUAACUCGUUGCUGAAAGUAAAAAACGAGGAGCUGCAGGCAGCCUAUGACGAGCUGGACCGCUUCUCGCACAGUGUUACGCAUGAUAUCCGUGGCCCCAUUGUCAGUGCCUUAUCGGUGAUCGAUCAGCUGAAGGAUGUAGAUGACAUGAACGAGAUCAAGAAGUUUAUGAGCCUGAUGGAAAAGUCAAUGCGCUACCUUGAUUCCUACAUCAUGAGCACCCAUAGUUAUCACCGGAUGAAACAGGGUGAGAUGGAGAUUAACGAAAUUGACUUCCAAUCGCUCAUCGCCAGUAUCAAUGAAAUGUACGAGGUGGAGAAACGCCUGAAAGGCAUGCAGUUUGAAGUGGCGAUAGAUCAGCAGAAUACGUUCCGGUCCGAUGAAGUAUUGUUAUGCAUGAUCAUUGACAACCUGCUCUCCAAUGCCUUCAAGUAUGCCAAGAAUGUAGGUGCGGAUCAUAAGGUAAAGCUGAACAUAGAUGUGAAAGGAAAAGAAGCGCGUUUGGUUAUUAAAGACAAUGGCGUCGGCAUCAACAACGAUCAUGUGGAGAAGAUCUUUGAUCUUUUCUAUAGAGGAGAUGGCGCUAAAGUGGCUGAGGGUACCGGUUUCGGUUUAUACAAUACGAUCAUUAUAACCGGUAACGGACGCUGA
This is a messenger RNA of Ostertagia ostertagi, 2325 nucleotides long. Lineage: Eukaryota; Metazoa; Nematoda; Chromadorea; Rhabditida; Trichostrongylidae. The record is from the annotation of a GenBank genome assembly.